GGUUCCUACACUUAAAAGCGCUGCGCAUUUUGCACACGGCAAAGCUGGGGCCACAUAAUCGGAUGGCUUCGGUCAUAGCCGACUGGCACGUUUGAAUUUAUCGAAAGAUAAUGUCAUUGAAGGAAAACGGCGAUAAUAUUGAUGUUUAUUUCGGCUGUUGCGUUGUUUAUAUUACCGUUAAAGUUAAAAAUUGACCAUCAUCGUGAAGAAUUAUAUCUUCUGUGUCGAUGGACCAAAGGAUUAUGUGAUAAUAUUGGAAAUGGAAUAAAAUACAUGGUGAUUAUGACGGUAGGGGUGCGGAUUUUUUCCGGCGAACAUUUUUAUCUUGUGUAUUAUUAUAGAUGUUGAAAUAUGAAAUUUUUUCAAAACAGCUUAUAUUAAGUUUUUUUGAUAUAUAUGAUCAGUACAUGUGCUGGGAUUGACAAAUAUGCAUUUUAUUUGGAUUUUAAAGGCGUUUUGAGCUCCAAACCCCAAGUGUCUGUGUAACGCCUGCCAAGCAGCAAAGCUCUACAAUGAAAACAACUGUAACGCCUGCCAAGCAGCAAAGCUCUACAAUGAAAACAACUGUAACGCCUGCCAAGCAGCAAAGCUCUACAAUGAAAACACCUGUAACGCCUGCCAAGCAGCAAAGCUCUACAAUGAAAACAUCAGCAGCACUGAAAUACAGACAUUCUAAAGUCAAACUAGCCUCAAGAUUUCCAUGUCGAACUAGGACGGGAAUGAGUUGUCUGUGUCUGGGAAUACAGACAUGUUUACAUUUUAUAGGAAUUGGUCACGAAGUAAAUAUUGAUGUGGAAAAGCUGCCAGAUCCUAUUCCUCAUGGCAACUCUCAGCCAGUGAAACUUCUGUCUGGCCAACCAACAACUAUAUCCCUUGACCUAGAAACUACUGACCUUAUUCGUGGUGGUAUCAUGCCACAUAUUACACAAAUAGCUGCAGUAAACAUACAGUCUGGUCAGAAGUUCAACUCCUAUGUUAUACCCAGGUUACCAAUUAAAGCAGAAAAUAUUGCUGGGUCAGAGUUGCGGUUGUGCCAUUUAACAAGUAUAUAUAAGCGUGCUGGUGAGGAUGUCUUGAGAGACACUUUCACAGCCAAGAACAGUGAAGGUCAACCAAGAGUCACUGGAGUUAAGUCACUCUUUGAUGCACUUUUGCCAAAACUUACUGGCUUUCUGAGCAAACUCUAAUUAAGUGUAGUGAUUGGUAGUUGAGUGAAAUUCAAAUACUUUUGACAACACUUCGAUAUAUGUAAAGAUACGAUAAAAGUCUAUUAAACGCCACACGUUAUCUGUACUUAAUAAUACCCAAUUCACUUAUUUACUAAAAAUCCUUCAAUAACCAAUCGGGUUAAUUUUAAUUCACUUGUCAGCACUUCUCGUCUAUACAGGCUGCGCCUUUGGGCACAAUCCGUCAAAGAAGUUACAAUGGCGCCCAACUUGCCGGCUCGUGAAAAUAUGUGGCAUUUUAUCAUGUUGAGUGAAAAUAUACACAAUAUUUCAAGAAAAACGAAAAAAAAAACCUUUUAAUUUAAUUUCAUUAUCAAAGAAAAAUGGUUACAAUCCCCCUUGCUUGUUACGCAACUGCAAUUGUACAGCGCGCAGUAAAAUAAUUAUUGUCUUGUUUUGCACACGAUAUUUAGUGCAACAUUGUGACAUCACGUAAACAAAUCUUUAAACGUCUGUACUGCGUUAAUGACUGAAUUAAAGAUAUUGGUAUUCGGAUUUAUUUUCUUAGUUAUCAUUCUAGAUAGUUUUCAAAACAAAAUUCAACAAAAAGUUGUUUUGUAUUUAUCAGAUUUUUUAAACAAAACGGCGGUAGAUAGUUACUUAAAAAAUGAGUUUUGACUCCGCCCACUUUCAUAUUUAUAUUUCAUAUUUAUUUUUAAAAAUAUGAAAUAUAUUUGAUAUAGCACCAUAUUUCACGGGUAAAAUUAAAUAAAGUUUUAUAUACAUAUUUAAAGAAGACUAUGUAGCUUGUUUAUUAUUUCUUCCUUAAAUCUUUAAUACAAUGUAAUAUCAAUUUUUCAGACAAAUUGUAGUUCACUUGCUUUGUACUUGCCAUAAAAAUUAAACAAAGUUUCCAUUAGAUAAUAUUUUGUCAGAAAUGCAUGAGUUUGUGCAUGUUGAUUUAUUUAUAUUCUGCUUUAACAUUCUGAAAGUUUAGAACAGUCAUGAAAAGUAAAAAGUUACAAACAUGUAUUUUGGUGUUGGUUAUGCCUGAAAAAAAAAUUCAAAAUUUCAAUCUUUAACCAAUACAUGUACUUGGUAAAAACUUAGAUAUUGUUCAACAUAUUUUAGAGACUUAAAAAGUGAAAAUUAAAAAUCUUAAAUGAACAUCUUUAUUAUUUCAGUGGUAAUCUAUUUUUACAAACAAAAAAUAUUUUGUUCAUUCAUGUGCAAUUCAAGCUGAUUAAUUUUAAUAUUGUUAAAUUGUU
Messenger RNA from Ruditapes philippinarum (Manila clam), 2434 nucleotides. RefSeq lists its product as uncharacterized. The record is from RefSeq and is a predicted model, not a curated record. Gene Ontology annotation, molecular function: nucleic acid binding. Bases 513 to 1187 code for a protein of 224 amino acids. NCBI's taxonomy places the organism in Eukaryota, Metazoa, Mollusca, Bivalvia, Venerida, Veneridae. The transcript is spliced from 2 exons.